Messenger RNA from Drepanopeziza brunnea f. sp. 'multigermtubi' MB_m1, 1092 nucleotides. RefSeq lists its product as uncharacterized. NCBI's taxonomy places the organism in Eukaryota, Fungi, Ascomycota, Leotiomycetes, Helotiales, Drepanopezizaceae. The record is from RefSeq and is a predicted model, not a curated record.
AUGUCCACGAUGCAACAACGCCUGCAGGCCGCCUCGGCGCAGAACACACGCCUGCUAACUCUCAUCUCCGAGACCGAGUACGCCGUGUCGGCCUACCAACAAACGCAGGACUACAUCCGCGACCUAGAGAGCGCCAUCGCCGACGCCGAGAGGCGCCUGGCCUUGCUGGCUAAGCACGUUGACAAGGAGUACGCGGAGCACCGGAAGUUCCGGGACUCGCACAUGCGGCGCCUGGCAAGCCGGAUCAGCGGCCGGCGGGAGAAGUUCCAAGAGGAGGCGUCUCGGGAGGAGAAGGAGUGGCUGGACGCCGUCGCGACGCAGCUGAAGACGCGCCAGGGCCGGGACCACCUGCGGGCCCGAAUGGCCGAGGCGGAGGGGACGAGCGAGGAGUUCCGGCGCGCGGUGGAGGCGCACGAGCAGGCGGCGCGGGAGCUGGACGCGCUGUACCACUCGCUCUUUGGUGGGCCGACGCCCGAGAUCCCCGAGGAGGACGAGCGGGAGCGGGCCGUGCUGGAGGCGGAGGCCCGGUAUAACGAGGUGGGCUUGGUGCUCAGCCGGGAGAAGCAGGCCCGGGACCUCCUGCUGGAGGCCAACGCGUCGCUGAAGCGCGCGUUCCGCGAUUUGCAGGAGGUCGAGAGCGACGCGACCAUGGACGUCUGGGGCGUGGGCAGUAGCUCGUUUGCCGAGCUGGCGGAGAAUAGUGCCCUGAGCCGGUGCCAGCGCCACGUCGCGCAGGUGGAGCUGCUUGUCUCGCAGGCUCAGCGGAUCCAGCCGGCAAUGGGACGUGUCGGGCCCAUGACGAUUGCGCAGAUGGAUUUCUUGAGCAGCGCGGUGUAUGACAACAUCUUCUCCGACAUGGAUAUGCAGGAGAGGAUUCGGAGCUCGAUGCUGCAGCUGCAGAAUGCACAGGCGGAAUUGCAUAGGGAGAUCGGGGCGAGUGAUAGGCGGAGGGACGACGUGAAGAGGUCGUCGGAUGAGCUGAAGACGGUGCUGGGCCGGAAGAGGCUGGAGCUGCAGACCGUCCGCCGGGAGGCAUUUGAGCAACUGGCGACUUUACCGCCGUAUGCUGCUGAGCCGCCACCUUAUGCAUGA